Molecule: messenger RNA, 2528 nt
Organism: Prorocentrum cordatum
Lineage: Eukaryota; Dinophyceae; Prorocentrales; Prorocentraceae
Source: the annotation of a GenBank genome assembly
AUGCGGGAGGCGAGCGUGGAGCCCAACGUCUUCAGCUACAGUGCUGGGAUCAGCGCCUGUGAGAAAGGCGAGCAGUGGCAGCGGGCCGUGUCGCUGCUCUGCGAGAUGUUGGAGUCGAAGGUGGAGCCCAACACCAUUAGCUACAGUGCCACGAUCAAUGCGUGCGGGAAAGCAGAGCAAUGGCAGCAAGCGGUGGCACUUCUCCGCGAGAUGUGGGAUACGAGGCUUGACCCAGACGUCGUCAGUUCUAGUGCGGGGAUCAGCGCGUGCGAAAAAGGUGGGAAGUGGCAACUGGCUUUGGUGUUGCUCAGCGAGAUGUGGAAUGUUAAGGUGGAUCCCGACAUCAUGUGUUACAACGCCGGGAUACAUGCCUGUGGGAGCGGGGGUGAAUGGCAGCAGGCAUUGUUCCUGCUUAGUGGGAUACGGGAUUCGAGGUUGGCGCCGAAUGUCAUCAGCUACAGUGCUGGGAUAAGCGCUUGCGAGAAAGGGGGAAACUGGCAGCAGGCGUUGUCGCUGUUCCGAGAGAUGGGGGAUGCGAAGGUGCAGCCUGCCGUCAUCACCUACAGUGCCGGGAUUAGCGCGUGUGAGAAGGGUGGCCUGUGGCAGCAGGCGCUUGCGCUGCUCACGGAGAUUGGGGGGGCCAGAUUGGCGCCAGACGUCAUCAGCUACACCGCCGGGGUCAGCGCCUGCGAGAAGGCGAGGCAGUGGCAGCGGGCGGUGUCGCUGUUCCGCGAGAUGCGCGGCGCGAGGUUGGAGCCGAACGUGUCAGCUACAGCGCUGCGAUCAGCGCAUGCGAGAAGGGCGAGCAGUGGCAGCGGGCUUUGGCGCUGCUCAGCGAGAUGCGGGAAGCGACGUUGGAUCCCAACGUCAUCAGCUACAGCGCUGGUAUCAGCGCUUGUGAGAAGGGCGGGCAGUGGCAGCGGGCUCUGGCGCUGCUCAGCGAGAUGUGGGCAGCGAAGCUUGACUCUGACGUCAUCAGCUACAGCGCUGGGAUCAGCGCUUGUGAGAAGGGCGGGCAGUGGCAGCGUGCUCUGGCGCUGCUCAGCGAGAUGCGGGAAGCGAAGCUUCAAUCUUACCUCGUCAUCAGCUACAGCGCUGGGAUCAGCGCGUGCGAGAAAGGCGGGCAGUGGCAGCGGGCUCUGGCGCUGCUCAGCGAGAUGCGGGAAGCGAAGUUCGAGUCCGACGUCAUCUUCAGCUACAACGCUGGGAUCAGCGCGUGCGAGAAGGGUGAGCAGUGGCAGCAGGCUUUGGCGCUGCUGAGCGAGAUGCGGGAGUGUAGGUUAGAGCCCUGCGUCAUCAGUUACAACGCUUGUAUCUACGCGUGCGAGAGAUGCGGCCAGUGGUGGCCAGCGUUAUUGCUGCUCAGCGAGGUUCGGGAGAGCAAGGUGGAGCUGAGCCAACUCAGUUACAACUUGGGUAUAUCAGCAUAUGAGAGAUUUUCUCGCGACUCAGCAGGAUGUCCUGGCUUCUUUCGGAUCGGUCUGUCGCGCUGUUGAAGAUCAUACGAAGCAGUGUACGUGCGCGAGUUUGUAGGACAAUGCCGGGCAGCCAGUGCGAUUUCGAGGACACAUAUAAUAUAUUCAAUGUGUGGGUUGCCACCUGUAGCACAGGAAGCCUUCUUGGUUGCCAUUCCAUGGGCCCGCACUGGAGCAUCUGCAGCGCUGGGGUAUGCGCGUCGACAGGGUAUGCGCCGGACCAUCUGCAGCGCUGGGGUAUGCGACCUGGGAGGCGAAGAUGGAGCCCAACGCCAUCAUGUACGUGUGUCACUCCCCGAUGGGCGCGGCCGCGAGCCUCAUGGCGCCCCUCCGCCCAGGUGGCAUGGGGCAGGUGGUCAGUGCCUGCAUACGACGGCCUCGGGCGCACCGGUGCGCCGGGCGGCCCGCCUCGUCACGAAGGACCCGGAGCCAGAGCGGAAGCUCGUGGACGCGUGCUACGUCGCCGAGGGUCCCGCCUAUCACCUACCAGUCGAAACACGACGCGUUCCACGGCCGACACGUCGGCGCCGUCGAGGGCGGCGCGGACUCCUCGGUGAUCUAAGGCCACAAAGCGGUCCUGCCGGGCGCCCUCGACCUGGCCGAGCUCCCCCUCCAAGAGUACGGGGCGGACUACGUCUGCGAGUCUACCGGCGCGUUCCUGGCCGACCCAAGGUGCGAGAGUACGGAGCACGCCGAGGAGCGUCGGGCGAUCAAGGAGAAUUGGUGUUCCUCGAGCUCUCCCCGUGCAUCCGGGCGCCCUUGAGGCCGAAAAGGGGGCUUCGUUCCAGGAUCAGCGUUCCUCAAGAUAGUAGUUGGACUGCACCCGGAUCGUUGUGUCGUCGUGCCCGCGGCGGCGUGGCCGCUUGUCGAGCCAGCGAGGCUCUCACAGAUGUGAGGCGGUCCAACGCUCGAGGGCCAUGUGCCCGUUUGUGCGCCGUCGGUGUUCUUUUCUCCGCGGUGCUUAUCCAGGUCAUCAAGACCAAUGGAGGCCGAAAGCGUCCGACUGACUCGAUCCUGCAAGAAGUUGGGUGCAUAUGAUGCGGCCAGCCUGGG